Molecule: messenger RNA, 2080 nt
Organism: Sinocyclocheilus grahami
Lineage: Eukaryota; Metazoa; Chordata; Actinopteri; Cypriniformes; Cyprinidae
Product: beta-1,3-galactosyltransferase 1-like
Exons: 1
Coding region: 274-1254 (326 amino acids)
Biological process (GO): protein O-linked glycosylation
Cellular component (GO): Golgi membrane
Molecular function (GO): N-acetyl-beta-D-glucosaminide beta-(1,3)-galactosyltransferase activity
Source: RefSeq, a predicted model, not a curated record
GUACAUUGUAAAUAUUAUGAAUAACCUUUAUAGCUUAGCUGGAUUGUGCUAAGCGUAAAGUCCACUUCUAUCCGAUAGAAAAUGAUAGUAAGUUGCUUUAAAAAUUGUUGAAGUUUAAAAUACCUCAUGAGAGCGAUUCAAGACCUCUCAAGAAGGGUUGGGCAAUUUUGCAAAACAAACGCGUGCGUCUUAGGCAAUAUGGGCGAACCUGACAUUCAAGUUUCGUAACUUUAGGCUACCUGCGUUUGUGAUACGGUUUUAUUUUGUUUAAAUAUGCGAAAACGAUCGCGAUAUAAACUUUUGAAAUACUUUGCUAUAGCUGGAUUAAUCACAUUUGUAGUUAUCCUCGUUUUUAAAAGCACAAUACGGCCGUCUCUACAGAAGAAGACUCCAGCACCUGAAGAGCUCUAUAACGUGAUCUCACCAUCAACAUACAAAUUCAUUCUGAACCAGCCAGAACUGUGUGAGAACAGAAGUCCUUUCCUGGUUCUUAUGAUCCCAGUGACUCUCAAAGACACAGAGGCCAGGACUGCUAUUAGAAGGACAUGGGGUCAAGAUGGCUUGAUUCCUCCUGUGACCAUUUUGCAUUUGUUUGUCAUUGGUCAGCCAGCACAAAGAGACCCAGUACUGCAGGAGCACCUUGAGAAGGAGAGCAAGGAAUAUGGAGAUAUCAUUCAAAUGGACUUUGUGGACAGCUACCAUAAUCUCACAAUCAAGACGAUGAUGAUUAUGAACUGGAUGGCCACUUACUGCCAGGGGGCCUGGUAUGCCAUGAAGAUCGAUGCAGAUAUCUUUCUCAAUGUACGUUACCUGGUGGACUACUUGCAUGACCAGAGCGAGUCCUCAAGGAAAGACUUCAUCACUGGAUCAGUCAUCUCAGAUGCUGUUCCUCACAGGGACAGCUUCAACAAAUGGUACAUCUCAGAGGAUCUUUACCCAGACUCCUGGUAUCCUCCAUACGUGUCUGGAGCUGCAUAUGUCUUUUCUACUGACCUGGCCAGAAAAAUAUCCUGGGCCUCUAGAUUUGUGCGACCGAUUCCACUCGAAGAUGUCUAUGUGGGGUUGUGCCUACACGUCCUGGGUGUAAAACCAGUUUAUGCAACAACAUUUCUGGGAUUUAGGAAUCUUUUUGAGGUGCGCAGACUUAAGUAUGAAAGGUGCACUUUUGCCAAGCGCAUUAUAGCAAAUGGCUUUAACCCACAGAAUCUUCUCCGCAUUUGGCAUGACUUUCAGAAGUCUUAUUUUACAUGUUGAUACAACUGAAAUAACUAAAACUCUAUUUGAAGUAUCUUGAAGCUGCUAAACUUAUGUGUAGUAUUUGCUAGUACCAUUCCUUUAACAAAGUUCACAUCAGUAGUGAGAUCCAGCACUGUAACAUAUGCGAGGGAGAACAAAAUAAUGUUUUACUGAAAGGGCCAAGAACACUUACAAGGGAAGUAGACAGCUGUUGAGGUGUGGUAUGUAGAAAAUAAUUACAUUUAAGAGAAAAAAACAAUAUAGAGGGGGAAUAAGGGCAUGUGGAAGUGGAAGAGGUUAUAUAAAACACUUUCUUAGAUAAACUAUUUCAAAGACUAUUUUUAAUGCCGGCCGUGGGCCACAGACCUCAGGUAUUAUAAGUGAUCCAUCACCUAUUUCAUAGUGUUUUUAUUCUUCUGCCUUCUGGGGGAUGGCAGAAAAAUAAAAACACUUUGAAUUGGGUGAGAGGGGUCACUUAUAUUACCUGAGGAGGGAGGAUUGGAGUCCUUAAGAAGAGGAGAUACUGCUGUGAUAUGUUCAGGAUUUUUCUUUAUAGUGUGAGUCCGUAUAAAUAGCAAUCUCUUUCAUCUGUUUUCAGUGAUUAAAUGGCAGCUUACUGGCUCUUUUAUUUGUCCUUUUGUAAUUACUUUCAAUUUAGAAAUCAUACAGUAGCUGCCCUUACAGAUAUAUCAGCAAUUUGUUUUAUAAAGCGGAUUGCACUAUUUAAACAAAGCAUGAUAGAGAGCUCUUUUCUUUCUGUACUGAAGUUGCACAUAUCAUUUUAAAAGAGCUAUUUACCACCCACGUUUGAACUUUAAACAAUAAAAAUAUUUAUUUUUGAUGG